Syngnathoides biaculeatus (alligator pipefish) is the source of this 3497-nucleotide messenger RNA. RefSeq names its product chromatin target of PRMT1a (gene chtopa). The coding region runs from base 251 to 1015 and encodes 254 amino acids. The transcript has 10 exons. The record is from RefSeq and is a predicted model, not a curated record. Lineage: Eukaryota; Metazoa; Chordata; Actinopteri; Syngnathiformes; Syngnathidae.
CAUAUCCAGCUUCAAAGGCAGCACCAUUUUAAAAAGUCACUUUGUCGGAACCAUUGUAUAACGUUUCCGUGUCGUUGUAAAGAAAGUAUACCAGAAGGCAUUUACUGUUCGUUGUCUUUUUAAAGCGUUUAGUUUGGUGGAAAAGAGUUUUUCGUCGACCUAAAAGGGACAAAUAAAGCACUCUCGGCCUGUUUCCUUUGGAGAAGCUAGCUCUUUAAGCUAAGUUUAGCAAACUAGCUUUUCUCGAUCAAUGCAACAUUCAUUGAGCCUGCAACAGAAUACAGUCAAAAUGAGUGCUGCAUCAUCUCAAAAAGUUGUCCUGAAGAGCACCACAAAAGUGUCCCUGAAUGAGCGCUUCACUAACAUGCUGAAGAACAAGCAGCCCACUGCGGUUAGCAUUCGAGCCACCAUGCAACAGCAGCAUAUGGCUAGUGCACGCAAUCGCCGCCUGGCCCAGCAGAUGGAGAAUCGCCCCUCGGUGCAAGCUGCUCUGAGUCACAAACAGAGCCUGAAGCAACGACUGGGGAAGAGCAACAUCCAAGCAAGGUUGGGUCGGCCAGUUGGGAUGGGGAUGCGUGGAGGUCCUGUUGGUGUCAGAGGAGGAAUGCGUGGUAUGACCAGAGGAAUUCGCGGAAGAGGCAGAGGAGGAAUGAUGAGAGGUGCUCUUUCCCUGAGAGGAAAGCGAAUGGCUCCAACUUUCCCCAUGCGAGGCCGUGGCUCUGCUGGUCGAAUGGCAAUGCGUAGAGGAGGACGGCAGCGUGCAGGAUUUCCUGGCCGAGGGGGAGCUUUGGGGAGAGGAGCACCCCGUGGAGGAGUAUCCAGAGGACGCGGUGGUCUCCGUGGGCGCGGCGGUUUUGCUGGCAGACGUGGCCGUGGCAGAGGUGUUGGACGACCUGCUGUGACCCGUGAGCAACUGGACAACCAGCUGGAUGCUUACAUGUCAAAGACCAAAGGUCACCUAGAUGCUGAACUGGAUGCCUACAUGGCCCAGGCAGACGCAGAUAGUAUGGAGUGACGUCAAUGACACCGGACUUGAGUUACUGCGACACCUGUAUAGCUUCUUUUAACACAUACUGUGUAGUGUUGUUUACUUGUUCUCAGAAGAUGAGGUGAAUCUUUUUGAGAGCAUAAACAAUUCAGGACUCUUAGGACAAGCAGAAAAUCAGUAACUCUGAAUGUGUUUUCAUCCACAUUUACUUUUUAUAGCUGUUCCUAUGAAGCCCAUUUUGACUUUUAUAAAUCUUGAGCAACUCUGUCAUUUUUUUUUUUUUUUUUUUUUUUUUUACACUGUGUCCUUUUAAAACCAGUACAGGGUCUGUUCAUGUGUAACCCACUUUGUACUUAUUGUCACCUUUCACUUUGUUUCUGGCAUUGCAAAUGUUCUAUUUUUGAGCACACAAUUUGGUCCUCUGAAACAUAUUUGUUGGCAAUGUUUCAUAAGUUAUGUCAAAAGAAUGUGUAAACAAACUUUUCAGUCAACUAUGAAUAUGUGUGAGAGACAGAAACAUUUUGGCUUUUAUCUGGUCAUUUACAGAAAAUCUUUCCUGUUGAAUUCAAAGAAACUGCAGGUUCAACAGUUGGAUAAUAUAAUUGAGGAAACCAAGCAAGCAUAACUUGCUACCAGUAGUUAUUUUGUACGUGGGUAAAUGCUCUUGUGUACAAUGUAGGCAUUAGUGACGGUGUUUUUAUUUUUUUGCAUAUUUUAGUUAUGCAUGAAUUUUACAAAGUUGCUAGUCUGUCAUUUUUAUGGUUAUUGUCUGAUGCACCAAAUGAACCAUCUUAGUUUGUUUUGACUUACACUUUGCAUGGCCUACAUAAAAUGUACAGCUGGAUGCUUGGCUACAGAGUGUGCCAUCUCUGGACAGAGAUGAAAACAUUCACGGGUGUGAUUUUCAAAAGACUUGAUGGUGCAUUUGGUUUGGCAAAACUACAUGGGUAAUUGAUUAUAACAUCUGCCUCAGAGGUCUUAUGUGGCAUUUACAUGUCCCUGUGCCUGUGUCUUCAGGAAAUCAAAUGUCUCCCACAUUCAGAAUAGAUGAUAGGUUGAGGACUUUUGGCUGUAGAUGUGAGCGUCAAUGGUUGGAUGGCUGUGUGUUAAGUGGCCUGUGCUUGCAUGACUGGUGUCCAGUACCAAAUACCCCUACCUCUGGUCCAAAGUGCAGAGAGAAAAAAUGGGUUUGACAAAGAGCACUUUUAUGACCAUCUGAAUUUCAGACACCUAUUACCCCAACUGAAGGUUUUGAACAGAAAAGACUUGAUCAAGGGUAGCUGGACCCCUUCGUUCCAGUUGAUGAAAUCUAUAACGCCAAUCUCUGUUAUCUUAUAGAGUUCUGUAUGAAUAGGGAAAGGAUCUUACGGUUCCAAUAUGUUCUGUGCCAAUUUUUAAGUGAGGACCCUCAAUGUAUCGCUCGAUAAGCAUUCGCCUCACAGUUCUGAGAUGCAGGGUUGGAUCCCGGCCCCGCCUGUGUGGGGUUUCCAUGUUCUCCCCAUCCCUGUGUGGGUUUUCUCUGGGCACUCCUCUUUCCUCCUAAAUCUCCAAAACAUGCAACAUUAAUGGGAGACUAUAAAUUGCCCCUAAGUGUGUAACUGUUGUCUGUCUCCAUGUACCCUGCGAUUGGGAGGCAACCAGUUCGGGUUGUGCCCCACCUCCAGCCUGAUGACAUCUGAGAUCGGCUCCACCACUCCCGCGACUCUCGUGAGGAUAAGUGGCUCAGAAAAUGGAUGGCCCGUACAGUGCCUUCACGUCAAAACAUCUUGGGUUAUCGUGGAUUCCGGGAAAUUUAACCUAUUUGGAAAGUGGGUCCUAGAGUAUGUGCUUCAAACAUAAGUGCGUUUGUAUUUAUUUUGCGUAAUGGCGGAAAGACGAGGUCUGAAAUGUACUGUGAAAGGGACAGAUGGGAAAAAAUGUGCCUUCGUGAUAUACUUUCAAACUUGAAACUGUCAGGGAUGCUUAUGAAUCAAAACUUAGAUUACAUGUACUGACUAUUCUGGCACAAACUAAGCUUUCAUUUUUAAGCCCUGUCCGAACACAAAAUCGUAACAGAUAAAACAAACACACGACAAGAGAAUGGCAGUAACUCUUUCUUUUAAUUUUUUGAAGCAGGAAGCCCAAUUUUUCAUUUAUCGUAAAGUACUUACAAAUGUCGCAACGCGCCGUAUAAAUAGUUUUGCAGCAGCCUCAGUUGUUCCUUUGAAUUCGGACUUUGCGGGCUGGAUCUCCAGAGUAGUUAUUGUCGGCCGGCAACCAGCAAGCAAGUUUCCUGAGGCAUAGGAUGGUAUCUCAUUGCUCUUGUGGCUAAGGAUUGAACCUGAGAUGUAAGGUACAAAAAUAGACACUUAGCCAGCCGGGUGUCACCUGCUCUGAAUCUUGGUCUCCCUGAGAACAGAACAUAAUAUUUGGAUGUACCUGUAUGUACCCUUCAAGGAGGCAUUGUUCAGCCAAGGUCAUUCUGGAUCAUGGACACAUGACUUCUUAACUUUCAUCCAUGCUAUGGUUU